Cricetulus griseus (Chinese hamster) is the source of this 6312-nucleotide messenger RNA. The record is from RefSeq and is a predicted model, not a curated record. NCBI's taxonomy places the organism in Eukaryota, Metazoa, Chordata, Mammalia, Rodentia, Cricetidae.
GCCAUGGCCCCCGAGGCAAGCCCGGAGAGGAGCUGCUCUCUGCACACCUGUCCUCUUGAAGACCCGACAGGAGCUUCAGUACCAGCGCCAACGGUUUCUACCCUCCAGAAUGUAGACCCGACCAGUCCGUUAACAGCGGGCCAUUUUGUCUUUCCUCGAGCGCCUCAAGAAUAUCAAGAAGGCAGUUCGUUACUAGGAUUUGGAGAUCAAGCAUCUCUAUGUGCCCAUGUCUCCAACCUCAGCACCUCCAUAGACCCCUCACAGCAUGAUGGGGUCUGGAAGCCACCUUCUGUGCAGCGCCAUGUGGUCAGUGUCAGGCAGGAACGCACUUUCCGGAUGCCAAAGAGCUAUUCCCAGCUGAUUGCUGAGUGGCCAAUGGCUAUGCUGCUGCUGUGUCUGGCCUUCAUCUUCCUCUGUACCCUAGCUGGGUUGUUGGGAAGCCCUCCACUUGACUUUUCUGAGCCUUUACUGGGUUUUGAGCCUCGAGACACAGAGAUCUCCAGAAAACUAGAGGUCUGGAAAGCUAUGCAGGCCCUCACUGGCCCCAAGAAUCUGUUUUCUCUUUCCCCAGACCCUGAGAUGAACAGCUCAAGCCUCCUCAGCACACUGAGCCCUGCAUCCUGGGGCAGGGCUGAGGAGAGUGUGGUCCGGACCAAGAGGAUGGUAGAGCCCGUGGAAGACAAAGAAGAAGAGAACUUCUUCUGUGGUCCUCCCGAGAAGAGCCAUGCAAAGUUGGUGUUUGUGUCCACCUCUGGGGGAAGCCUGUGGAACCUGCAAGCCAUCCAUUCCAUGUGCCGCAUAGAACAGGAGCAGAUCCGCUCUCACAUCAGCUUUGGGGCUCUGUGCCAGCGAUCAGCAGCCAAUGAGUGCUGCCCCAGCUGGUCCCUGGGCAACUAUCUGGCUGUGCUGUCCAACCGCUCCUCCUGCCAGGACACUACCCAGGCUGAUGCAGACCGCACACUGGCCCUGCUUCGGUUCUGUGCCACCUACUACCAUCGGGGUGUCCUGGUGCCAGCUUGUGUGGGACCUGGGAAGAAUAAGCCCCCAUAUUGUGCUCAAGUCCCCACCAAGUGUACCUGGAGCAGUGCUAUCUAUCAACUCCUGCACUUUCUGCUAGACAGAGACUUUCUGAGUCCCCAGACGGCAGAUUACCAGGUGCCCUCCCUCAAGUUCGGCCUGCUCUUCCUGCCCAUUACAAAGACUUCCUCCCUGCUAGAUAUCUAUCUGGAUGGCCUUGUUGACCCCAUUAAGGUCUCUGAUAACUACACAUCCAUCAGUGGCAUGGACUUGGGCCUCAAGCCUAGACUGCUGAAGUACUACCUGGCCGAAGAUACCAUGUACCCCUUGCUAGCCCUGGUUGUCAUCUUCUUUGGCAUGUCCUUCUAUCUGCGUUCACUCUUCAUCACAUUCAUGUCACUGCUGGGGGUGUUGGGCUCCCUAAUGGUGGCCUUCUUUCUUUACCAUGUUGUAUUCCGCAUGGCCUACUUCCCCUUCGUCAAUCUAGCAUCCCUCCUUCUGCUUACUGGCGUCUGUGUCAAUUACACUCUGAUCUUCUUCGACCUGUGGCGCCUCAGCAGGGGCCAGGUGCCCUCUGGGGGUCUAGCGCAUCGUGUGGGCCGCACCAUGCACCACUUUGGCUACCUGCUUCUGGUCUCAGGCCUCACCACCAGCGCGGGCUUCUACGGCAGCUACCUGAGCCGCCUGCCCACAGUGCGUUGCUUUGCUCUUUUCAUGGGCACCGCUGUGCUAGUGCACAUGGGGCUCACACUAGUCUGGCUUCCUGCCACCAUAGUGCUCCAUGAGCGCUACCUGGCACGAGGCUGUGUGUCCCAAGCGCAGGGUCAGAGGGGCGGCGCCGACCCCUUGCGGCUCUUGCUGGCGUUGCACAGACGGAUCCGCGUUCUUCGCAGGAUUUUUUCCAUCCUUUCGCGCCUGCUCUUCCAGCGCCUGCUGCCCUGUGGCGUCAUUAAGUUUCGGUACAUCUGGAUCUGCUGGUUCGCGGCUUUGGCGGCAGGGGGCGCCUACAUCGGCGGCGUAAGCCCUCGCCUGCGACUGCCCAUUCUACUACCCCUUGGCGGCCAGGUCUUCAGGGCUAGCCACCCCUUUGAGCGCUUUGAUGCUGAAUACCGUCAGCAGUUCCUAUUCGAGGACCUGCCUCCAAACGAGGGCGGCAACUUGCCAGUGGUAAUGGUGUGGGGAGUCCUGCCAGUGGACACUAGUGAUCCCCUGGACCCUCGCACCAACAGCUCAGUAGUAACCGAUCCUGACUUUGCGCCCAGCAGCCCCGAGGCCCAGGAGUGGCUCCUGGCUCUCUGCCAUGGAGCCCGGAAUCAGAGCUUCUUUGGAGACCAGCCAGAGGGUUGGCCUACACUGUGUUUAGUGGAAACCCUCCAGGAGUGGAUGGAAAGCCCCAGCUGUGGCCGCCUGGGUUCCGAUCUAUGCUGUGGCCAGUCAGAAUUCCCCUGGGCCCCCCAGCUUUACCUGCACUGCCUCAAGAUGAUGGCUCUGGAGCAAAGUCCUGAUGGCACCCGUGACCUGGGACUCCGCUUCGAUGCUCAUGGCAACCUGGCAGCUCUAGUUCUAAAGUUCCAGACCAACUUACCAUACAGUACAGAGUACGGCCCGGUCCACCACUUCUACACUGAGGUCAGCCGCUGGUUGUCAACAGAGCUGGGCAAGGCACCUCCAGGCCUCAACCAGGGUUGGUUCACCAGCACCUUGGAGCUGUACAGCUUGCAGCAUAGCCUAAGCACAGAGCCUGCUGUGGUGCUCGGUCUGGCUCUGGCACUGGCCUUUGCCACACUGCUGCUGGGCUCCUGGAACGUUCCCCUCAGCCUGUUCUCUGUGGCAGCUGUGGCUGGCACUGUGCUGCUCACUGUGGGCUUGCUAGUUCUACUCGAGUGGCAACUCAACACUGCCGAGUCCCUUUUUCUCUCUGCCUCUGUGGGCCUCUCUGUAGACUUAACUGUCAACUACUGCAUCUCCUAUCACUUGAGCCCACACCCUGACCGCCUGAGCCGUGUGGCCUACUCCUUGCGUCAGACCAGCCGUGCCACCGCAAUGGCGACUGGAGCGCUGUUUGCCUCUGGCGUGCUCAUGCUGCCUUCCACCAUACUGCUUUAUCGAAAGCUGGGCAUCAUCGUCAUGAUGGUCAAGUUUGUUGGCUGUGGCUUUGCCAGCUUCUUCUUCCAGUCCCUGUGCUGUUUCUUUGGGCCAGAGAAAAACUGUGGGCAGAUCCUGUGGCCCUGUGCCCCCCUGCCGUGGGAUGCCGGGACUGAGGAUCCUGAUGAAGAGAAAGGACGAAUGGGGCCACACGGGUUCUCCGAGCACUAUGAGUUGCAGCCCCUGGCACGGCGCCGGAGCCCCAGCUUUGAUACCAGCACAGCCACCAGCAAGCUGUCCCACCGGCCUUCCAUACUCUCUGAAGAUCUGCAGCUGCAUGACGGUAGCUGCUGCCACGCCCACGCCCACGCCCCCAUCCUCGUCCCCGCCCCCGUCUCCCCGAGAGAUCUGCUUCUGGACCACCAGACAGUCUUCAGCCAGUGCCCAGCCCUGCAGACUUCCUCUCCCUAUAAGCAGGCCGGCCCCAACCCCCAACCCUGGAUCAGGCAGGACUCCCAGGGACAGAAAGCGGAGCCCUUGCAGGCCCUGCCAGAAGCCCCUGCCCACUGCCCCAAGUCCAAAGUCGAAGAGCUCCCGGAUGGCCUCUGCUCUUCAGCCAGCACUCUGGAGGGACUCAGCGUUUCUGAUGACACCUGUGCCUCUGAGCCCAGUAUCCGUGUGCCAGAUUCUGUGGGCACCUCACCAGAAGCUGUGAAUGGCACUGGGCACCCCAUACUUGAACGAGGCCAGCUGAAUGGGAAGCGUGACACUCUAUGGCUGGCUCUGAAGGAGACCAUCUACGAUCCAAACCUGCCCAACUCUCAUCACACCAGCUUAUCCUGGAAGGGCCGUGGGGGGCCAGGUGAUAUCAGUCCUGUGAUGCUUCCCAACAGUCAGCCAGAUCUUCCUGAUGUUUGGCUCCGUAGGCCCAGCACCUACACCUCUGGCUACAGCAGCUGAGAGAGCCCAAGGAAGACCAGACCAGGGUCCAGAACCCUGUUGGUAAAAGAAAAUAAGGCAGCAGCCACACUCGCCUAGAGCCUGAAGGUAUUUCUCCAUAUCGACUUGAUAUCUUACUCUCCAGUUAUGGAGUCGAAACCCUGCCAGAUGUUCCAGCCUUGAUCUCUCUGCUACUUAACCCCUACAUCUGGAGGAUUCAGUGGCAGGGCCUUGCAAGGUAAUACCAGGCUCUCCCUGUGAUGAGCUGAGGGCUCAUCUCCCCCACAGUGCCAACAAGGACCCCCCUCCUCUGGAAAGGGGGGAGGCCAGAUAUGCAGCCUCCAGGUAUCAGGGGAGGCUGAUCAUUUCUCUCCCACGUGGCAAGUUCAGUGAUGCUAAGGUACCCCAUCUUUGGGAUCGUCAGGGUACCUUGCUGACUAGAAAAGCCCUUAAGAACCUCCACAGCCUGCUGAAUCUCAUCCCUUUCUCAACAGCUCUUAAUCAGGAGGCUUCACUUCUAGGAGAGCUUUCUUGGGCCAGAAUUGAACCCGGGGCCUCUGUCCUGCACUGCCCUGUUCUACUCAUACUCACCGGUGUGAGUAGACACUCCCCAGAAGCAGGGCAGAGACGGCUGCUGAGGGAGAAGCAGGAGAAGAUGUGAAGGUUGGCUUUGGAGUGCCUGUAAUCCCCCAGAUUCCCUUACCAGAAGUGGGCGCCAGAAUGCUCCCCUACUGAGAACAUCUUCUACCAUCACCACACCUGUCAGCCUCCUUGGACUCUUGGAACUCCACUGCAGAAAGGCCUGCAGUUGGUCAAGACACUACGUAGGGUUGAUUGAUUUACCCAAAGUCAUGUCACUGACUCAUUCUGCCACAGUAGCUCCCAGUCUCCUCCUAACGACUGCCUGCUUCAGAGACUUUGGACCCUGGCUGUCUUGAUCCUUUGCUUCUGGCACUUACCCAUUCUCCUUUCUUGAGUAUCUCUCUGUAAACCUUCCUUCCCUUUCCACCUGCAGAAAGAGUUGCAGUCUGAGCAGACCCCAGAGUCCCUCCUUGCCUUUGUGAUCCCCCCUCUGAAAUCCUCUGAGAUGACAAUUCACAAUGGGGCAUAGCAGAUCGCAAGCAGCCAAUCUCCGUCUUAGGCUUCAAGGACAUGCCUCUUCCAUGGCUAAGGACUGCAAAGAGACUUUGCCAGGUACUGAGGGACAGAAGAAUUUGAGCAGAAUCUAUUUAAGACACUACACAGCCUUGCUCUUGUGGGGGAGUUCUCUAGGUCAGGUCCCUGGUUUCUAAAGACCAGCUCUCUCUAGAGUGCUAGGGGGACUCAAAGACCAAAGCCUGGCAUUCCCCACCAAAAGCAAAGGUUCUGUCCUGAGGCUUUGUCCCAUGUGACACAGCUGCUGACACUCGGCAGCAUCUAGGCAGCAUUGUCAAGUUGACUGCACACCUGCUUUGGGAAUGGUAUUGCCAGCAGUAUAGGUGUGAUGGGGGAAGCAGCUUCCAUACACAGGCGGGCAUUAAUGGGUCAGUGCUAUUGCUGAGCAGCGUGGGUACCCAGAGUGAGGUGACCAGGAAGAUCUCCUGAAGAGGAGAGGCUUGAGCAGCUUCAGAAGAUCAAGCACUUCAAACGGGAGGGGGCAUGGUGAUUCAGCGACAAACCCUGUCCCCUAAGGACCGUUCUUUCAAAGAACUCCUGUGUCUAAAAGUAGCUGCUUCAGUGGGUCUGAGCACUGGGGACAGCCAGCUUAGCUCCCUUUCUAGUGCAGCUCUCCAGGGGCCCCAGGUUCCUGGCAGACCCAUGAGACAUAGAAUGAAGACCACCAGUCUAGGCCAUUUUACAUAUGAGGAAGAGAGAAAUAAAAAGAAUUGUUCAGAGCCAAAUCAUCUCUGGUGAAGCUAGAGGCAAGCCAGAGGGUGUCUUUGUUUUAUUUUGUUGCAUUCCUGUGUUAUUGAGAUCUACCUCCCACCCCAAGUAGCCCAGGACAAGUGAAGCAGAAACUCAAAUGAGAGCAUAAGAAUGUGGAAAAGACAGAAGACAGUUGUCCCUCAGUAUCCAUGGCAAACUGGUUCCAGCACCCCUGCCCCCCUCCCAGGGUAUCAAAAUCUGAGGAUGCUCAAGUCCCUUGUGUAGAAUGGUAUAGUAUCUGCAUACAAUGAUGCAUAUUCUCCUGUAUACUUUAAAUCAUCUCUAGAGUACUUAUAAUGCCUAAUAUGAUGUAAAUGCUAUGUCACUCCUUAUACUGUGUUGUGGUAACAAUGACGAGAAAAAAAA